Oncorhynchus masou masou (cherry salmon) is the source of this 3168-nucleotide messenger RNA. It is a transcript of the gene prkar2aa, whose product is annotated as protein kinase, cAMP-dependent, regulatory, type II, alpha A. Gene Ontology annotation, molecular function: protein kinase A catalytic subunit binding; cAMP-dependent protein kinase inhibitor activity; cAMP binding. Bases 1103 to 2290 code for a protein of 395 amino acids. Lineage: Eukaryota; Metazoa; Chordata; Actinopteri; Salmoniformes; Salmonidae. Gene Ontology annotation, cellular component: cAMP-dependent protein kinase complex. The record is from RefSeq and is a predicted model, not a curated record. The transcript has 10 exons. Gene Ontology annotation, biological process: negative regulation of cAMP-dependent protein kinase activity.
ACCACUCACCCCGAAGUAACGAAAAGAAGAGCCUCAUCUGGAGGUAGAAACAGAUUUACGGAAAAUCACGAGGAACGUCGUUACCAAUAUUUAUGCCACACAUUUUUAUUUUAACGUUGGAGAAGCACUGGGUAAUUCGGAUUCAAGCUAACGUUUGGGUUGUUCCUGCCGCUCCUUGUCUACAGGGGCUUGGAAUAAGCCGGGCUCGGAUUGUCUGCUGCAACUGAACUGUCUGCCUGGACUCAGCAAUAAGAAGUCAGCUGUUAGUUAUAGCUACCGGCAUUUAGUUUAAGGGACAUUAUUGGUAGAUUUUAGCCGCCAUUACUUUAUCCGUAUAAUACGAAGGCGAAAUACUUCGGAUAUUUAAUUAGAUGUUUAUUCUUUCCUCGAAACCAACGGGCUAGUACUGUAGUUAGCUAAUCUAGCUAACGUAACAAGUCCCAGUGCCCACCCAUUAAUUAUAUGCUAACGUUUGCUGGCUGGUGGUGUACUAUACAUCGCCUGUUCGCUGAUCAGCUAAAUUUUUGAUCGGGUAUUGAUUGGAUAUACCACUAGCUGGCGGGGUUUGGUCGCUACCCUGGCAAAGAAACGAGCGAAAAAGAGGAGGCGAAAUAAAGAACAGUAGGACAGCGAGGGAACAAACUAUAGCAACAUUACUGUAGCUAACUAACAACGUUCGUUAUCAUUUGUGGCAUCCAUUUAUUAGCCAUCGAGCUCAUUUGUCAGCUUGGUAUAGCAGCAGCUAGCUAUCUAGUUACCCAACUUGACAGCUCAGAUAUCAUAAACUAACGUUAACGUAACUGGGGUUGUAUUGCUUUCUUUACACAACAAGACCGGCCUUCCAUCGACAGUGUCACUACGUUACUUGCUUGGACAUUUUUGUUAGCUAGCUAAGCGAAUUUGCAACCGCUAACUUUAUCAAUGUCAGCAAGCUAACCCAGUUUUGUGAAGCUGUUGUAAGUGUCAGCUAUCUCCCCCCAGUAGGAGCUGUAGCGUGCAACACAUGGACGGAUAUUGAAUUCAUAUAUAUAUAUAUUUUUGUACGAAAAACACAGUAUACCUGAACAUCUUUCUAGUUAGAUAGCACCAUCGAAAAACAGUCAUGAGUAUCGAGAUACCGGUGGGAUUGACGGAAUUGCUUCAAGGCUACACUGUGGAGGUGCUUCGACAAAGGCCAACAGACCUGGUGGAAUUCGCCGUGCAAUAUUUCACGCGCUUGCGGGACACCAGAAGCCAAGAUGGGGGCGGUGCUGCUGUCAAGCUCGGGAAGGGAGUGGUGUUCGAUGGGGAGCCGAUGCAAACAGAGUCAAAUGGCGACGAUGAAGACGGGUCUGACGAGUCUGAUUUCGAGCCCCCUCCUCCCAGCAGAUAUAACCGGAGAGUGUCAGUGUGCGCGGAGGCCUUUAACCCAGACGACGAUGACGAGGUGGAGGAGCCGAGGGUGGUGCAUCCUAAAACAGACGAGCAGCGCUGUCGACUGCAGGACGCCUGCAAAGAUAUUCUACUGUUCAAGACCCUGGAACAGGAACAGUUCUCAGAGGUCCUGGACGCCAUGUUUGAACUGCGCGUCCAGCCCCAGGAGCAUGUCAUUGACCAGGGAGACGAUGGAGACAACUUCUAUGUGAUCGAGAGAGGAAUCUAUGACAUAGUGGUACUGAUUGAUGGCGUAGGAAAGUGUGUGGGCCAGUAUGACAACAAGGGCAGCUUCGGGGAGUUGGCACUGAUGUACAACACCCCCCGUGCUGCCACCAUCAUUGCCACUCAGGAGGGGGCGCUCUGGGGCCUGGACCGGGCCACGUUCCGUAGGCUCAUUGUGAAGAACAACGCCAAAAAGAGGAGGCUGUAUGAGCAAUUUGUCGAGUCUGUGCCCCUACUGAAGUCUCUGGAGUUAUCUGAGAGGAUGAAGAUUGUGGAUGUAUUAGGAAUGAAGACGUUUUCUGAUGAAGAACGCAUCAUCAUGCAGGGGGACAGGGCAGAUUGUUUCUACAUUGUGGAGUCCGGAGACGUGAAGAUAAUGAUGAAGAGCAAAACGAAGGUAAACCAGGAGGAUAAUGCGGAGGUGGAGAUCACCCGCUGUAGCAGGGGUCAGUACUUUGGGGAGCUGGCACUGGUCACCAACAAGCCCCGCGCUGCAUCAGCGUAUGCUGUGGGAGAGGUCAAGUGCUUGGUAAUAGACAUUCAGGCGUUUGAGCGUCUGCUGGGUUCCUGUAAGGAGAUCAUGAAGAGGAACAUCACCCACUACGAGGAACAGCUGGUGGCUCUGUUUGGCUCCAGCAUGGACCUGAAAUGACCACCCUUCUCCGUGCCUUACACACACGCGCACAUUUACAUUGAUGAACAGAUACAUAGACAUUGAGACACAAGCACUUACAGAAGUACACCCUGACACACAUUUUCUAGCUUAACACACUCCUUUGUAAGCUCGCGCAUAGGUACACACACUUUCUACUCACCCAUGAAUAUCACACACAGACAUUCUUAGUUGCUUGAACCUGCUCCGGCCAAUUUAAAGAGCAACGUCCCUGCUGUUACCACUCUAACGCUGCCACAGCUCAGCAAGGACACACACACACACACAGGCUUGCCCUUUUCUCUCUCUCACACACACACACACACACAUACAUACAUACAGGCUUGUCCUUUUCUCUCUCUCAUACAUGCAUGCAUGCAUGCAUGCAUGCAUGCAUGCGUGCCCUUUUCUCUCUCUCACACACACAAACCUCAGCCAAGGACACAUGCACACACAGACACCUGGUGAAAAGGAAGAAACAAAUUAAAAAGUUUAAAAUGCCCACAAAAAAUAAAGGUUUAAAGAGAAGUUUUAGAAACAUUUUAUGAAGAUGAACAGAAGCUUUGAUAAAAUAUUAUUUCAAUAAAAAGUGUUUCCUCUUUGGGGUUGAGUCCUUUCUGAAAGCUCUCCUACUGUUGUUGAUUGAUUCAGUGCCGGUGAUUACCACAGAAUACCCUAUGUUUCAGGGCUAUUGUUGUUAUCAUUAACUCCACACAUGUAUUGAUUCAUGUAUUAUUAUAUAUUCAUUUUGUUUUACUUUGACCUAUUCAGCUAAAGUACCAUCUCUGACAAUGUAAAACAAAAAUAUAGUGCUUAUUUCUCCUUGGUCAUUCUGAAUGAGUUGUCCUGGAUAAGAAUAAAGCAAACAUUUUGUUAAA